Molecule: messenger RNA, 555 nt
Organism: Neltuma alba
Lineage: Eukaryota; Viridiplantae; Streptophyta; Magnoliopsida; Fabales; Fabaceae
Product: protein DA1-related 4-like
Exons: 1
Coding region: 1-555 (184 amino acids)
Biological process (GO): defense response
Molecular function (GO): ADP binding
Source: RefSeq, a predicted model, not a curated record
AUGGGAAUAUGGGGUAUGGGUGGUGCUGGUAAGACCACACUUGCUAAAGCUAUACUUCAAGAGUUGAAAGCUCAAUUUGAGGCUCUCUCUUUUAUUGAAAAUGUCAAAGAGCAAUUAGCAAGAAUUAGUUUGGAUGAGUUACAGAAAAAUUGCCUUAGAGAAUUAUUAAAAGAUGAGGACAUUAGCAUCUAUGACAUAAAAUCCACUUUUAUGAAAAAUAGGCUUCAGAACAAAAAAAUUCUUCUUAUACUUGAUAAUGUGGACAAUUCAAUAGUAGCAGCAGAUUUAACCAAGGUACUUGAUUGGUUUGGAGAAGGAAGUAGAAUUAUUAUUACAUCAAGGGACAUGCAAGUGCUGAAGAAUGCUUCUGUGGCAUUUUCAACAUAUCAUGUUCCGGAUUUGGAUUUUGAAGAUGCCUUUCAUCUCUUCAAUUUGAAAGCAUUCAAGCAAAAUGAGCCAUCUAAAGGUGACAUGGAGUUAUCAAAAUCAGUAGUGAAAUAUUGUCAUGGAAACCCAUUAGCCCUAGUAGUGCUGGGUUGCUUCCUCUACGGCUGA